Messenger RNA from Parnassius mnemosyne (clouded apollo), 984 nucleotides. The record is from the annotation of a GenBank genome assembly. Lineage: Eukaryota; Metazoa; Arthropoda; Insecta; Lepidoptera; Papilionidae.
AUGAAGACAAUUGCUGUCGUUUUAUUUGCACUGACUUCUGCUACAGCGGUCCAUGUGGGCUAUGCGCCUCCAGCGGCCACUAGCUAUAUAUACCGUAGCGAUAACGGUGGUCCAGGAAGUCUUGUUCAAUUAGGAGUUCAUGGUUACCAGCAGCCUCAGAUAUUCGCACCUCCUUUACCUCUAUCGCAACCAUUGAAAGCGAUCCAAACUUACGAUCUAGCUCCAGCUCAUUUACCUUACAUUGCUGCAAAGCCUAUUGUGAUUGAAGACGCCGAGGAUGAUGAAGAAUCUGACGAGGAAUCUGCUGAAUACGCGGACGGAGGUCUCAAAGGACUUGACCACGGUUAUGAGAAAGGUGCUGGCAGCGAUUACAGCGAAGAACAUCACGCAGCUCACGGUGAGAAAGGCAGUAAAGGUUACAAAUCUAAAGACAAUCACGCUGAAGGAGAAUCUGGCCACUACGGCAAGGAGCACAACGAAGGAUUCUAUAAAGAAGGUGAAGGCAAAAAGGUAGCACAUCACAACGAGGCUGAUGCUCACGGUAAACAUUACGAAUCAGGCAAAAGCUACAAGGGAGGAGAUCACGGACACAAGAAGCAUUUCAGCAAAGGAGAAGACAUUACGGGUUACCACAAGGUGUUCCACAAGGACGAGUUCAAGAAGGACCACGACUUUUAUGACGUAGCUGAUAAGAGCGGACACUUCAAUAAGCACGGAUACGAAAACAAACAUCAUGGGUCUGAGGAGGGAAGUCAUAAAAAGGGUGAACAUAGUGACGCUGGUUACGAAAAGAGCGCCCACGGAAAGGCUGGUUUCCAUGCUAAAGGUCAUAUAGAUGAUGGUCACAAAGGUUAUUCUGCUGAGGAAGGCAAUGAUAGCCAUUACGAUCAUCACGAAGAUUACGGCAAGAGUGGAGGCAGUGGUCAGGAAAAAGAGUUCGGGUACGCGGACGAUGACGAUGAUGAUGACAACGACAAAUAUUAA